Molecule: messenger RNA, 1001 nt
Organism: Leptopilina boulardi
Lineage: Eukaryota; Metazoa; Arthropoda; Insecta; Hymenoptera; Figitidae
Product: cuticle protein 7-like
Exons: 3
Coding region: 80-451 (123 amino acids)
Cellular component (GO): extracellular matrix
Source: RefSeq, a predicted model, not a curated record
AAAAGCCACUUUAUCUAUCAAUUGAACAUUCAGUUCUGUUGAUCAUUCAUCGAGUGACUAUAUAAUAAUCAUUUAAAAAAUGUCCUUAAAAUUCGUGUCAAUUUUGGUGGCGCUUGCCAUAAUUCUCGUUCACGUGAAAGCCGAUGGCCACGCCCGAUCCUUUCAACACUUUGAGGGACCAGUUCAUGGUGAAGACCACGAAGUCACUUGGAAGGACAAACAUGGACAGACACAUCAAGACUAUGAGGCAAAUCCCCAUUAUGAAUUCGCUUAUGGAGUUGAGGACCACCAUACAGGCGACUACCAUGGACAAAAAGAAUAUCGAAAUGGAAAACAAGUAACAGGAGAAUACACUUUACAAGAACCGAACGGCAACAUUAGAACUGUAAAAUAUGUCGCCGACAAGGACGGAUUUCACGCAGAGGUGAUCAACAGUCACGACGAAAAAUAGAGAAACUUUCAUCCUGCAAAAGAGUCAAACGAUAAUAAUUUUCUUUGCCAAAGAUUCACUCGAUAUUCGAGAUAUACCUCUCUCUGUUUUUAUGAAACAGAUUUUCAGGGAAAUAUAUAUAUUUUUAUAAAAUGGACCACACCUGGAGAAAAUUUUUUAUUCCAAUUUCCAACUAUAAUUGAUAUUAAGUAAAAAAAAUAUUUUUUAUUUCAAAAAUAACUGUUUAUUUGUUUUAAAUCAAAAAUUUUGUUUUAGUAUAGAAAUAAAAUUUUUAUUUGAAAUUUUGAAACAAAUAAUAUUUAGGCAAAUAUAUUUUUUCUCCGGGUGUGCACUUGAAUGACUAUAUGUAUGUAUAACUUUUUGUUAAUUUUAAUGGAAGAAUCGUCCAUUAUCACUCACAUUAAUUAUAAGAUUUUUUAUAUCAUAUAUAUAUGUAGAAAUAAUUGUUAUAUUAUUCGAUUUUAAUAAUAUGAGGAUUAUAUAUAGUGACAGAAUAAAUCCAUUCGAUUGAAACGAAGUGUGUUCUGGUCCAUUUUCCAAUCUAUCAAAU